Molecule: messenger RNA, 1884 nt
Organism: Amyelois transitella
Lineage: Eukaryota; Metazoa; Arthropoda; Insecta; Lepidoptera; Pyralidae
Product: serine/threonine-protein phosphatase 2A regulatory subunit B'' subunit gamma-like
Exons: 1
Coding region: 60-1493 (477 amino acids)
Biological process (GO): positive regulation of B cell differentiation; microtubule cytoskeleton organization; B cell homeostasis
Cellular component (GO): centrosome; spindle
Source: RefSeq, a predicted model, not a curated record
UACCAACCAAGUGAUAUUCAUUCAUCGGUCUGCAAAUAAAUUGAAACUUUAACUUAAAAAUGGGCGACGCAACUACCGAAAUUCAACCCGAAGACAGUGCAAACAACAACGUACCAGCAGACCCGAAGUCGGAGGAAAAAGACAAUAAAUUAAACAAUGAACUAAAGAAAAGGCUACGAAGAUACAUAAAGAAAUUAGACGAAUCAGGCACAAGCGUAACAAAAGAGGAGAGUGAGAAAAUAGAAAUUGAAACAUUCAAACAGCUGUACAAACCUCCAUUGGACGCCAAUCAAGAGUCUUACAAGAAAAUACCUAAAUUCUACUUCAAACUACCACGCAAUGACGAGGUACUCAAUCAGAAGCUUAGAGAGGAGACGAGAGCUCAGUUCUUGCAGAAGAAAAGUAAAGAAUUACUGGAUAAUAGUGAGUUGAAACAUCUGUGGGGGUUGAUUGAGAAAUCCAACGGUAGUUAUAGUAUGGCGAACAACCACGAGCUGACUAUAGACUAUUUCCAGUUUAGGAAGAUUAGGGACGAGGCUGGACCUAAAUAUAGGCCAUACUUCACGGCAGAAGUGUUUGGUCGCUUGCAAGCGGCGGAGGGGGGUGUGGGGCGGGUGCGGGGGGUGUCUCUCUUCAACUACGUGAUGAGGAGGGUGUGGCUGCAGCAGACCAGGAUCGGUUUGUCCCUCUAUGACGUCACGGGGCAGGGAUAUCUCACCGAACAUGACCUGGAGAGCUACAUAGCAGAACUAGUGCCUUCCCUGGCGGCAUUGGACGGCCUGGACUCGUCGUUCAGCUCGUUCUACGUGUGCACGGCCGCGAGGAAGUUCCUGUUCUUCCUCGACCCGCUCAGGGUCGGCCGCGUGCGGAUCAGAGACGUGCUGUCGUGCUCCUUCCUCGAUGAUCUGUUAGAGCUUCGCGAGGAAGACCUUCCGAUGGAGCUUCAAGAACAGAACUGGUUCAGCGCGGCGUCAGCGCUGCGGGUGUACGGGCAGUACCUCAAUCUGGACAGGGACCACAACGGAAUGCUGAGCAUCAACGAAUUAGCCGGUUACGGCUCGGGCACCCUGACCCGCGCGUUUCUCCAGCGUGUGUUCCAGCAGUGCCUCACGUACGACGGCGAGAUGGAUUACAAGACGUAUUUGGACUUAGUCCUGGCGCUGGAGAACAGGCGGCAGCCGGCGGCGCUGGCGUACCUGUUUCGUGUGCUCGAUAUCAAUUCGCAAGGAUAUUUGGACGCGUUCACGCUAAAUUAUUUUUUCAAGGCGAUACAAGAACAAAUGGUGGCCCACGGCGCCGAGCCGGUCAACUUUGAGGACGUGAAAGACGAAAUAUUCGACAUGAUCCGGCCCGUUCAUCCGGCGAGAAUAACUCUCAACGAUCUAAUAAAAAGCGGUCACGGGCAUACGGCGGUGUCCAUAUUGUUGGAGUUGCACGGGUUUUGGGCGUACGAGAAUAGAGAAGCUUUGGCGGCCGCGGACCAUAGCGCUUGACCACUGGACCGGGGGGAGUUUGGGACCCUGAGGAGUAAGACUUUGAAAGAUGAUGUCAUUGCCAAGAUGAUAAAUUAACGCGUGUGUCAGCAUACGUAUGACAGAAUGUGAAGGAGUGUAAAUCUUGACCACUGGACCAAAGGGAGUUUGGAACUCUAAUGUGUGUUUGUGCAAGACGGGGUGAUAACAGAAAUGAUAAUUUAAAUUCACAAAAAAAUACAAUCUUUAAAUAGUAAAUCUUGACCACUGGACCGAAGGGAGUUUGGAACUCUAAUGUGUGUUUGUGCAAGACGGGGUGAUAACAGAAAUGAUUAUUUAAAUUCACAAAAAAUUCCAUCUUUAAAUAGUAAAUCUUGACCACUGGACCAAAGGGAGUUUGGAACUCUAACAU